UUCCCCUAAAGAGUUCAUCCAUAGUCAGCUGCCCUCAGAGAUAUGGAACCAUUUGCUCUGCUGCUCGUCUUCCUUCUCGCUUUCGCGCUUUUAUUCCUGAGAAAGCUUCAUGGAGGAAACAGAGCAGGGAAAAAGCUGCCUCCAGGUCCAUGGAGGUUCCCCAUCAUCGGCAACCUCCACCAGGUGGGUUCAACGCCUCACCGAUCCUUCCUCCGCCUUGCCCAAAAGCACGGCCCCCUCAUGUUUCUCCAACUCGGGUUCAUCCCAACCCUAGUCGUCUCCUCCGGCGAAACCCUCAAAUCCAUCUUUAAAUCCCACGAUAUCAUCUUCUCCGGCCGGCCUGUUCUCAAAGUAGGAACCAAACUCUCCUUUAACAACUCCAACAUCUCCUUCGCCCAGUACGGCGAGAACUGGCGGCAGGCUCGCAAGCUCUGCGUCGUCGAGCUGUUAAGCCCUAGGCGUGUGCGAUCAUUUCAAUCUGUCCGGGAGCAGGAGGUGGAGAUGCUGUGCUCCGCUAUUACUGAUCUAUCUUCUUCCAAUUCCUCCUCAAUCAACUUGAGCGAGAUGGUUUUUGCUCUUUCUUACAACGUCCUGUGCCGUGUGGUGUUCGGAGAUUUGCUUGGAGGAGGCGCCGGAGUGUACCAAGGAAGGAGGAGUUGGUUUCAUGGAACCAUGGCGGAGACGCAGAAUCUUGUGGCUGGAUUCUGUGCUGCGGAUUUCUUUCCAGGCUGGGAUUGGAUCGAUGGGAUAAUUGGCCAGCGGGACAAGGUGGAGAAGAACUUUGGGGAGUUGAAUCGGUUUUAUGAGAGGGUGAUCGAGGAGCAUCUCAAGAGUGGGAAGGAGACGGAGACUGAUGAUGCUUUCGAUAAAGAGGACUUGGUGGAUGUUUUGCUUAGGCUGCAGGAAGAAGCGCCUGAUGGUGGUUUUCUUAGCACCAUGGAUUACGUCAAGGGGAUCAUGGGCGAUGUGUUCUUCGCUGGAACUGAUACAUCCUCAGCAACAAUUAUAUGGACGAUGACAGAGCUAAUGAAAAAUCCAAGGGUAAUGACUAAAUUACAACAUGAGGUACAAGAUGCCGCCAUUUUCAACAAAACUAAGGUUGAAGAAAGCGAGCUCCAACAACUAAAUUACCUCAAGCUCGUCAUCAAAGAAUCACUUAGAUUACACCCUCCAGCCCCGCUCCUAGUUCCUCGCGAAACCCUCGAAUCAUGCAAUGUAGAAGGCUAUGACAUUCCAUCCAAGACCCGAGUUUUUAUUAACGCCGCCGCCAUUGCGACAGAUCCUAAAACUUGGGAGAACCCUAAUGAGUUUUGGCCUGAGAGAUUCACUUUGAGUGGCACAGAUUUGAAAGGGCAAGACUUCAAUUAUGUGCCUUUUGGAAUUGGUCGCAGGAGUUGCCCAGGGGUUGAUUUUGCUGCGGUUCUUGUGGAGCUUGUUUUAGCUAAUCUCUUGCAUUGUUUUGAAUGGAGCUUGCCUGAUGGAAUGAAACCUGAAGAUAUUGACAUGGGUGAGGCUUGUGGUCUUACAAUUCAUAAAAAAGUGCCUCUUUGCAUGGUUGCUAAGCCAAAGAUGCACUGAAUUGUAGUCAUUGAAAAGUGAUUGUGGUGGAUGAUAAGGUUUGUGUGCUUGUAAGUGAUUUUGAUUGCUAUUUGGGACAUCUAUAAUGUAGUUUUUUUUUCUUUU
Molecule: messenger RNA, 1683 nt
Organism: Dendrobium catenatum
Lineage: Eukaryota; Viridiplantae; Streptophyta; Magnoliopsida; Asparagales; Orchidaceae
Product: cytochrome P450 71A9
Exons: 2
Coding region: 43-1578 (511 amino acids)
Molecular function (GO): iron ion binding; oxidoreductase activity, acting on paired donors, with incorporation or reduction of molecular oxygen; heme binding
Source: RefSeq, a predicted model, not a curated record